CUCAACUUCUACCGCCUGCACCUCCUCACCUUCAUCUUUGUGCCGCUGAUCAUGUCGGGCAUCUUCUACGCGAGCAAUGGCCCGUCCGAGGAGAACCAGAUUGCCUACGUCGAUGCGCUCUUCAUGGUCGUCAGCGCGAUGACCGUCACGGGCCUCAACUCGGUCCUGUUCGUGAGCAUGACCCUGUGGCAGCAGGUCAUCAUCUUUUUCAUGAUGACGAUCGGCUCGACGUCGUUCGUGUCCAUCAUCGUCAUCGUCAUUCGUCGCCAGUUCUUCCGCAACAAGUUCGAGUACAUGGUCGCCAACGACGCGUUGCGGGUCAUCAACGAGCGUGCGUCCCCCCUCUCUCCCUUCACGAGUCUCCCACGAUGUACUGACCCUCCUCGUCCCCCUCGCAGUAUCCAGAUCGACGAGUCGGCACGGCCGCCGAGGAACUUCCGCGGCCGCAGGAGCAGCGACUCGGCUGCGUCGCCGCACCGCGCCCCGGGCGCCGCAUUCCCUCGUACGCGCACGCUCGGUCCGUCCUCGUCGCCUCUCUCUCUGUGUCACCACCGCCACCUUCAGGGCAUCACCGAGUCGCCCUCGUCUAUCGGCACCCCGACCUCGCCCACCUUCCGCCACCGUGACCUCGAGAUGGGCCACACGCGCACGAUCGAGUUCCGCGACGCCGACGACCGCCCCGACCUGCGCAUGCGCCGCAAUCGCACCAUCGCCAUCGACCCCGACUUUCCGACGCCGCGCCGCGGCUCGCACUCGACGACGAUGCGCAACAUGGACGCGCGCACGUUCACGCGCACGACGACGCUCGACCAGGCGGCCAUGCACACGGGCUUUGGCGGGUUCCCGAACCCGCUCGUCGCCGUCGCCGGCCUCGCUCGUCAGCGCAUCCCGGCCGUGCGCAACGUGUUCGACCGCAACCUGACGAUGCCGCGCACGACGACCAUGAUGUCGACGCACUCGCACGGCGACGGCGCCGGCUCGACGGGCGGCCCUGUCUCCUACAUCUCGUUCGACGCGAUCGUCGGGCGCAACUCCAAGUUUCACGGCCUCACCAACGCGCAGCAAGAAGAGCUCGGCGGCGUCGAGUUCCGCGCCCUGACGGUCCUGCUCCGCAUCGUCGUCGCGUACUGGCUCGGCAUGCAGCUCCUCGCCGUGCUCGUCCUCGCGCCGUGGCUGUCGCGCUCGCCGCGGUGGGACGACGUCAUCCAGGGCGAGUGGGAGGUCGUCAACUCGACGUGGUUCGUCUUCUUCCAGGUCUGGUCGGCGUUCAGCAACAACGGCAUGAGCACGGUCGACGCGUCCAUGGUUCCCUUCCAGCGCUGCUACUGGCUGAUCAUCGUCAUGAGCAUCCUCAUCCUCGGCGGCAACACGGCGUUCCCCAUCUUGUGCUUGCCCGCUCGCAGCUGGACUUUCUCCAAGGUCGUCCCGCGUCGGUCGCAGCUGCGCGAGACGCUCCAGUUCCUCCUCGACCACCCUCGGCGAUGCUUUAUCUACCUCUUCCCGUCUCACCAAACCUGGUUCCUCGUUUUCACGCUCGUGUGCCUCAACGGUAUCGACUGGGCCUGCUUCCUCGUGCUCGACAUCGGCAACCCGGUCAUCGAGGCCAUCCCGGUCGGGACGCGCGUCAUCGAUGGCCUCUUGCAGGCGUUCGCCGUCCGAGCUGCAGGCUUCUCGAUCGUCUCGCUCUCGUCGGUCGCGCCGGCUCUUCAGUUCCUCUACGUCAUCAUGAUGUACAUUGCCGUCUACCCCAUUGCCGUCUCGAUCCGAGCGACCAACGUGUACGAGGAGAAGUCGAUGGGUACAACAGGCGUCUACGACGAGGACUUUGACGAGGACCCGGACGACGCCGAGGCGCGGUUCGAGAAGUCGCACUCGGCGACGCAGUACAUCGGGUACCACGCGCGCAAGCAGCUCGCCUUCGACUUGUGGUGGCUCGGUCUCGCCGUCUGGCUCAUCUGCAUCGUCGAGCGACACCGCCUCGGCAGCACCGACUGGCCCGAGGUGUCCAUCUUCACCCUGAUCUUUGAGAUCACCUCGGCGUACGGCACGGUCGGCCUCAGCCUGGGCAACACUCGGACAAACACGUCGCUCGCCGGCGUCCUGUCGCCCCUCAGCAAGCUCAUCAUCAUCGCCGUCAUGAUCCGUGGCCGUCACCGCGGCCUGCCCAUCGCCAUCGACCGCGCCGUCCUCCUGCCCUCGGACCUCGCCAAGCACGGCGACGACACGACGACCGUCGCCUCUGCCGAGCCCGGAGGUGGGCCGGGGCCCGGCGACUUUGUCUUGCGCAGCCGGGGCACGAGGAGCUCGUUCGGGAGCCACCAGGCCCCGGUCGACGCCGGCGGGCUCGACGCCGUCGCGCCCCUCACCGACGCACAGCGCAGCCGUCAGGCGUCGGCCAUGGUCGGCAGCGGCGACGACAUGCGCGACGCCGACCUCGGGCUCGCGAGCCUCGGCGAGUCGCCCAACGAGAAGAGCGAGUCGACGGGCGCGAGCGCGACCGACAGCUCGGAAUCGAUCGCCAAGCGCAAGCUCGACGACCCGCAGCCCGAGCCGCCGCACGACCGCAACCAGGAGGGAUGGCGAUGA
Molecule: messenger RNA, 2586 nt
Organism: Rhodotorula graminis WP1
Lineage: Eukaryota; Fungi; Basidiomycota; Microbotryomycetes; Sporidiobolales; Sporidiobolaceae
Exons: 16
Biological process (GO): intracellular potassium ion homeostasis; potassium ion import across plasma membrane
Cellular component (GO): plasma membrane
Molecular function (GO): high-affinity potassium ion transmembrane transporter activity
Source: RefSeq, a predicted model, not a curated record